This is a messenger RNA of Lethenteron reissneri (Far Eastern brook lamprey), 500 nucleotides long. Its product is annotated as large ribosomal subunit protein P2-like. Gene Ontology annotation, biological process: cytoplasmic translational elongation. Gene Ontology annotation, molecular function: structural constituent of ribosome. NCBI's taxonomy places the organism in Eukaryota, Metazoa, Chordata, Hyperoartia, Petromyzontiformes, Petromyzontidae. The record is from RefSeq and is a predicted model, not a curated record. Gene Ontology annotation, cellular component: ribosome; cytosolic large ribosomal subunit.
CGCGCCAACUAAUAUAUGCAGACUCCGCCCCUCGGGCCUUUCUCUCUCCCUUCUCUCUGCCAGGACCACCACGAGGCGAAGCUGCGUGUCAAGAUGCGUUACGUCUCUGCGUACCUGCUGGCCGUCCUGGGUGGCAAUGCCAACCCCACGGAGAAGGAGCUCAAGGCCAUCCUGGCCAGCGUGGGCAUCGAAGCCGAAGGCGACAAACUGGGCAAGGUCGUCGGGGAGCUCAAAGGGAAGAACCUGGAGGAGGUGAUCGCUGCAGGUGUAGGCAAGUUGGCCUGCGUGCCGUCAGGUGGCGCCGUCUCCUCCUCUGCCGCUCCAGCCGCUGCCUCCGUUGCAGCACCAGCUGCUGCGGAGAAGAAGAAGGAGGAGGCGAAGGAUUCAGACGAGGAGGAGGACGACGACAUGGGCUUCGGCCUCUUCGACUGAGACCCCCUCACCACCUCCUCACCACCCCCCCCCGGCCUCACCAAAACAAUAAACUCUCCAGUCUCAUA